Nannospalax galili (Upper Galilee mountains blind mole rat) is the source of this 2376-nucleotide messenger RNA. Its product is annotated as solute carrier family 23 member 1-like. Gene Ontology annotation, molecular function: transmembrane transporter activity. Lineage: Eukaryota; Metazoa; Chordata; Mammalia; Rodentia; Spalacidae. The coding region runs from base 138 to 1988 and encodes 616 amino acids. Gene Ontology annotation, cellular component: membrane. The transcript is spliced from 13 exons. The record is from RefSeq and is a predicted model, not a curated record. Gene Ontology annotation, biological process: transmembrane transport.
GGUUGGGUGCACCUUGGUCUCCACAGCAGGAGGUUGGAGGGACCCAUCAGUCACAGCUCAGACUACAGUGUCCCCCUUUCCUGGUAUUCUCUGUCCUACAUCCUGAGGGGAAGCCAGAAGAACCCUCUCCUGCUGCCAUGAACUCUGCCAUCACCAGCUGCGAGCCUCCCAACUGCUUGCAGAGGGGUGAUGGUGUGCUCGGCUCCCACACUGAAGGCCAAGGCAGGAAGCAGGAUGGGAGGCGCGAGAGUCCCAGCAGCAACCACCUUGCCUAUAGCAUCUUGGAUGUCCCUCCAUGGUAUCUCUGCAUCUUCCUGGGGAUCCAGCACUUCCUCACAGCCCUGGGGGGCCUUGUGGCUGUGCCACUCAUCCUGGCCAAGGACCUGUGCCUUCAGAAUGACCCUCUGACACAGAGCUACCUCAUCAGCACCAUUUUCUUCGUCUCAGGCAUCUGCACCCUCCUGCAAGUGUUUUUUGGGGUCAGGCUGCCCAUUCUCCAGGGAGGGACCUUUGCUUUUGUGGCACCCUCUGUGGCUAUGCUUUCGCUUCCAUCCUGGAAGUGCCCUGAGUGGACGCUCAAUGCCAGCCAGGUGAACACCAGCUCUCCUGAAUUCAUUGAGGAGUGGCAGAAGAGGAUCCGAGAGUUGCAGGGUGCUGUCAUGGUGGCUUCCUGUGUCCAGAUACUUGUGGGCUUCUCUGGCCUCAUUGGUUUUCUCUUGCACUUCAUUGGCCCCCUGACCAUCGCUCCAACCAUUUCUCUGGUGGCGCUGCCUCUCUUUGAUUCUGCAGGCAAUGAUGCUGGGAUCCACUGGGGGAUUUCCUUCCUGACCGUCUUCCUCAUCGUGCUGUUUUCUCAGUACCUGAGGAACAUUGCAGUGCCUGUGCCUGUUUAUGGAAGAGAGAAGAAGUGUCACACCUCCAAGUUCUAUCUGUUCCAGGUCUUUCCAGUGCUGCUGGCCCUCUGCAUCUCGUGGCUCUUUUGUUUUGUGCUCACUGUCACCAACACCUUCCCUGUGGCCCCCACGGCAUAUGGGUACCAGGCCCGCACAGACACCAAGAGCAACGUCCUGAGCCAGGCCCCUUGGUUUCGCUUCCCAUACCCAGGGCAGUGGGGCCUCCCCACCGUCAGCCUGGCUGGGGUCUUUGGGAUCAUCGCUGGAGUGAUCUCCUCCAUGGUGGAGUCAGUGGGUGAUUAUUAUGCCUGUGCUCGACUAGUGGGGGCCCCACCCCCUCCAAAGCAUGCCAUCAACCGUGGCAUUGGCAUUGAGGGCCUUGGCUGCCUACUGGCAGGAGCCUGGGGGACAGGGAAUGGCACCACCUCCUACAGCGAGAAUGUCGGAGCACUGGGCAUCACCAGGGUGGGAAGUAGGAUGGUGAUUGUGGCAGCGGGCUGUGUGCUACUCCUGAUGGGCAUGUUUGGGAAGAUCGGGGCUGCGUUUGCCACUAUCCCAACACCAGUGAUUGGAGGCAUGUUCCUGGUCAUGUUCGGGGUCAUCAGUGCUGUGGGGAUCUCCAACCUGCAGUAUGUGGACAUGAAUUCAUCCAGGAACCUCUUUGUGUUUGGCUUCUCCAUCUUCUGUGGACUCGCCAUCCCCAACUGGGUGAAUAAGAACCCCGAGAAGCUGCAGACAGGGAUUAUCCAGCUGGACCAAGUCAUCCAGGUGCUACUGACCACGAGCAUGUUUGUCGGUGGAUUUCUGGGCUUUGUCCUAGACAACACCAUCCCUGGCAGCCGGGAGGAGAGAGGCCUCUUAACAUGGACUCAAAUUCAGGAGGAUUCUGAGGAGACCCGGAAGGUCUCGGAGGUCUACGGUCUUCCCUGGGGGAUCGGCACCAAGUUCUGCACAUCUUCCUGCAGUCAGAUCCUCCCCUUCUGGCCCAGGCUAGACCACCGUGGGAAAGACGAGGUGGGAGUGAGCCAGCUCACCCUCUGUUCUGAGGCUUCUUCAGGAAAGCGCCUGUGGGAUGCCACGGAAACUAGGAUGUGAAGAAAACUGCCCCCAACCCCUUAUCUCCUCAUGGCCAACCCUCGCCACCCAGCUGCUCACAAAUGCAAGGACUCUGUUCACAAAUGGGCUGGCGCGGCCCUCCUCAGCGCCUCGCACUGCGUCAAGCAGUCCGAUGAACUUGAUGGAAGUGGGUGUGCUCCGUCAGGGCGGCGGCCAGACCCCAGAGCACCUCCCACUGUCUCCCAGCUCCCUAUGGACAAGGAUGGCGUCCACACAGAAACCAUACUUAGUAGGCGAGUCUGCUGAAAGGGGAUAGGGACAGGCAGAACUGUAAUCCCAGCUACUGGAGAGACUGAGGUGGGACUAUCACAAGCUCUAGGCUUGUCUGGGCUACAGAGUGAGUUCAAAGCAUACCUUGGCAACUAAG